CGAUUGUUGCUGCGAUUUUGGUGCUGCGUAUUUUUCUCUUUUCUGUAAAAUAAUUUCAAAAAACAAAUUUAUGGACGACGAACGUUUGUGCCAGUUGUGCCAAGACAACCUGGCGGUUGGUAUCAAGCUCGAAACUGAAGUGAUCGAAAACUCAAAGGAUCUGCUCGAAAAGCUGGUUGUGUGGUACAAUAUUGAUCCUUGUAUACUGGAGAAAAAGUCGUGCCUCUGUCAGCCCUGCUUAGAUCAGGUGCUCAGCAUUAGCACAACCAUCCGGGCUUGGACCGCCGCUCAGCCAAAGACGGACUUAAAUGAAUCCUCUGACUCUACAAUUAAGGAGGAAAGCCCCCUGGAAAUAGAUGGCUGGGAGAACAUUGAAUUAAUGCCCGAACAGACUAUGGCUCUGCCCUCUGGACGUGAUGAAGAGGAGGAGCUUGCGGCAGUCGUACCAAAAAAGGAUGCCACCGUUAAGCCAUCCCGUGAAAACUUCGCCAUCGCAGUACGACACGAUGGCCUUAUAUUGGCCAAAUUGUACAGGGACAAUACCACGGCGACCAAGAUUAUCUGCACCUGUUGCAACAUCGAGUUGACUGUCAUUUCCCACAUACGCACGCACAGCUUAAUGCUUCGUCCGGAUCCCCACUACAUUUGUCGUCGGUGUAACAAAACAUUUACCAGUCCAACGGGGCUACAGCAACACGAGCAGGCCGAGGGCCACAACGUCAUCUGGUGUCGUUCAAAGGGCUUUGACUUCCGUUGUGUGGAAUGCGGCAAAGUCUUCGAUCGCUACCAUGGGGUCACACGACACGCAUCUUUUAUGCACAUCCCCAGUAGAUUUUACUGCACCUUUUCCAAGUGUUCGUACACCUUCGAUAAGCGGGGCGACCUGGAUAUUCAUUUGAAAUCGCACGAAGUGCCGGUAUAUCACGCCUCACCAUUGUUCAUGUGCCAUGUAGCCCAUUGUGGGCAGUCGUACUAUCUGGAAACUCACUACGUCAAGCACAUGAAGACCUUUCACGGAAUAAACGUAUACUCCAAAGCCGGCUGCGACAAAGCUCUCAGCAAUGCCAACCAAGCUCACUACUCAAAUAAUCACUCCAGAGAUCGCAAUGGAAACAAUCUUUCUCAUCAGGGUGAGUUUCUGUCGAUGGAGACGUCACUACCGCGUAAACGGAGAUUCUCAUAUUCUCCGCCCAACGACAAUAAUGCGGGCAAAUUCAUAAGCCUACCAAAGCAGUUAACAUUGAAAUGAAAAUGUUUAAGAGUCGAGUGUACAAUACUCAGUCCUGUACAAUGUACAUAUCAUCACCCGUAAUUUAGUUGGAAAAAAUAAAGAAAAAUUAUAUGUCGACGAUGAUUUGAAAUCGAAAACAUCGAUGGUCGCCACAGAAAACCAAAUGAACUAGUUCACCAGAACUGUAAAUAGCUACUAACUAAUCACACGUAUAAGUACGUUCGAUAAAAUAUAAUUUAAGCUGCGGAAGAAGAACAAUAAAAGAGCGAUAAUUAAAA
This is a messenger RNA of Drosophila obscura, 1509 nucleotides long. RefSeq names its product zinc finger protein 436 (gene CkIIalpha-i1). NCBI's taxonomy places the organism in Eukaryota, Metazoa, Arthropoda, Insecta, Diptera, Drosophilidae. Bases 71 to 1249 code for a protein of 392 amino acids. The record is from RefSeq and is a predicted model, not a curated record. Gene Ontology annotation, biological process: regulation of transcription by RNA polymerase II. The transcript has 2 exons. Gene Ontology annotation, molecular function: DNA-binding transcription factor activity; RNA polymerase II cis-regulatory region sequence-specific DNA binding.